AUGUGGCAUAAUAAUGGAUAUGGAAAUAAUCCUCCACUUCAGAGUAACUUCAAUCAAAAUAGCUAUCCAUCCUCACCUUUUGGGGGUAGUUCCGCAAGCCACCCUCAACAGCUCUUUCAACACCAGCCAGACAUGAUGCAAUUUGAAGACUCUACUGCCGAAGGCUUCAUGGCCAAUGACUUCCAGCCCGAAAUAGGACUGUACAAUGAGGGGGCGCUUGUGCAAAAUCAGUUCAAUCCUCACACUCAAUUUUCCCCCCCUCAAAUCAAUAUACCCCAAGCCAUAAACGCGAAUGCUCCCCGCCCUAACCCCCAAAUCAACGCUCGGGCAGCCGAGUUAAAGGCACAAUUGCUGAAGGGGAGAGAGGCUCGUUCCAGUUCAUUCACUCCCCCGGUCGGAGCGAAAAAGACGGUCGCUCCAGGACAGGGAAUGUCUAGGGAGCCUCCAAGCUUAUCGCAUGCAUCUCCAAAACCCCCAGUGACCGCAGCUGAAAACCGUGAGCAGGCACUCAAUAUAAACGAGCUCAUCUCCCAAUAUGCCGAUACGGAAAAGGUUCCCAGUGCAAGUGUCAAGCAGAAAGAGAACCUUAAUACCGAACCCCCAGUUUUUAGCCCACACCCACUGUCAGCACAGCAUCCCACGCUUUCCGCGAAGUCGCAACCACUCUCGUUAGGAAGCCCUACGAAGGUCUCAAAGCAAGUUGCUAAUGGCAAAAUGGAUGGGAUUACUACAACGGUCAAAGAAAGUGACAAAAGACGUACUAGCAAUGCAUCCAGUGCAGACAUGUCAGAAGGUGAAAUAUUGGAAGAAGAAGCUCCUGAAAAGCAAACACCUCCAACCCAGCCCAAGGAACACCAGUCCCCCUCGAAGAUGCUUAAUAAAGAUGAACAACUAUCUCGAAGUUUACGCGAUCAAAUAUCGAGACCUUACGGUUAUGGUCUACGAGAUGAAUCACCAGCAUACCGUGGUCCUCCUGCCAAUCCCAAAGCCCAACCCCAGCGCAACCAUGGCGACGGGCGCGAGGAGCCACAAUCUCGCCCAGACAGAAAACCAUAUCCGUCGGAUAGCAGGGCUGAACCAAAGCCAUACAUUGAAAUGGACAUGAUGCCAUACCGGCCUCGUGGCCCUCGUGAUGAAGAGCACGGCAAUCCUCAAUCGAAGCGUGCGUCAAAACGUGAGGGACCCGAGCCCAUCUCCAGAGAACGAACACACACUACCCUUGCAGACAUUCUCCCUCAAGACGAUGAUUUGAAAGAAUGGCUCGAAAUUACAGGCUAUCACAAUAUUCCUUACAGGGAUAAGGUUCUAAGCCGUCGUCGGGCACUUGCAAAUUUAGAUGCUCAGCGGAAGAUGAUUCUUGCAGAUAUUGAAGCUGAGGAAAGGGGUGGCCUUCCACCAACUUCUGCCAUUCAGACCCCAGCUGCGAUGCUACCACCGCCGAUACCGGAAAAAUCAAGGAACAGCGCCGAACCUAUGUCAAUGUCGAUGCUGACAGUUCCUGACGUGCAACCGCGUAGGGUCUUUUCUAACAAACGAGCUUAUAGUAAUAUUGAAGAUACGGAGGAUGGAGGCUUGGCAAAGGUUGCCCGUAUUGACGACCGAGUUCAAGAGCCACGAGUUAAAGAGGAAGAGUCCGAGCAUUAUCGCCCAAGAUCCAGUGGGUUUUCAUCGUCUCGUCGAUCAUCCACGGAUCUUCGUAAUGAGAGAGACUCUUCACGUCCCGGGUACGAUAUCGACAGCAGUACAUAUGGCCGAGGCCGCAGCCGUGAACGGGAUGAUUCAGCCGGACGAAGAGUAUAUGAGCGGAGAUCAUCUCAGCAUAGACCAUAUGGCUCAGACGACCCUCGUGACCGCGAUGAGCACCGAGGAAGACGCCCGUUUGUAGAGGUUGGUAGAUACAAGGGUCGUGCUUUUGAUCCCAACUAUAGGGGUCGAGCUGGUCGUGGAAGGGGACGUGGUUCACCAGGCCAUUUCGAGGCGAAGUAUGAUUUAGGCUUCGGCUCUAGAAUCGCAAAUGGAAAGCCAUACAAGGAUCCCAAGGGCUAUAAUGGAGGCGUAGAAGGUGACACUCGAUAUUUUAUUGUAAAAUCUUUUAACGAGGAGAAUGUCUUGAACUGCAUCGAAGAUUCUGCCUGGACCACCCAAAUCCAAAACGGGGCCAUCUUCAAGGAGGCAUUCGAGUCCUGCAAGAACGUCAUACUAGUAUUUUCAAUCAAUAAGAGCAAAGCAUUCCAGGGAUAUGCUCGAAUGGAAUCGCUUCCCGGAUCCGUUGAGGUUCCCGAAUGGCAAACAGCAAUCAACUGGGAGAGCGCUGGUGCUUUCAGAGUAAAAUGGCUUGUCGUCUGCCCCACGCGGUUCAGCCGUGUUGGGCAUCUCACGAACCCAUAUAAUGAUAACCAUCCCGUACUAAUCGGUAAAGAUGGCCAAGAGAUAGAGGAAAAGUGCGGUGCAGCACUUAUUGAACUAAUUGACGAGGAAUAUAGAGAGACUGCUGACUUCUGGAGAGAUUCGGAAGAUGGAGUGAAUUGGGAAUAUUAUUGA
Venustampulla echinocandica is the source of this 2541-nucleotide messenger RNA. RefSeq lists its product as uncharacterized. NCBI's taxonomy places the organism in Eukaryota, Fungi, Ascomycota, Leotiomycetes, Helotiales, Pleuroascaceae. The coding region runs from base 1 to 2541 and encodes 846 amino acids. Gene Ontology annotation, cellular component: nucleoplasm. The transcript is spliced from 5 exons. Gene Ontology annotation, biological process: mRNA splicing, via spliceosome; regulation of alternative mRNA splicing, via spliceosome. The record is from RefSeq and is a predicted model, not a curated record. Gene Ontology annotation, molecular function: mRNA binding; N6-methyladenosine-containing RNA reader activity.